Molecule: messenger RNA, 5024 nt
Organism: Bombyx mori (domestic silkworm)
Lineage: Eukaryota; Metazoa; Arthropoda; Insecta; Lepidoptera; Bombycidae
Gene: Ethr
Product: ecdysis triggering hormone receptor
Exons: 4
Coding region: 391-2040 (549 amino acids)
Biological process (GO): G protein-coupled receptor signaling pathway
Cellular component (GO): plasma membrane
Molecular function (GO): G protein-coupled receptor activity
Source: RefSeq, a predicted model, not a curated record
GUUUUCGACGCGUGGUCGAAAUUCAAAAGUGAAAAAUCGUGUCGUUCAGAGAAAAUACUCUUUGGGGCUGAGUUAGUUGUCGCGCAACUGGCGCCGAGUUCGGUUGUGCGGUGAGGAGCUACAGCGCUUCCACAAAGUUUUCCGCGCGUUCUUUUACGUGAAACGAAUCUUAUUGUGUCGUAUUAAAAAAAACCGUAAUAGUAUUGUGUUUGUAAAAUUUUCUUAUUUUAUGUGUAGUGUUUUAAUUUGUGACUUUCCGAUGUAUUAUUGAGCAUAAAUGCACAACGAGUGAAACAAGACGCGCGGGACGAAAUAAUUUUCAAAAACAAAAAAAAAAACAAAAAACACAAAAGUGAAAACAAAACAAUGUGAAAUAAUGAAUCGAGACACAUGAUUUCAACGAUAAACUACACACAGUCACAGACGAAUGUGAACAUUCUGCACGUUGCGUACUCGUCGUAUGGGAACGAUAUUGAAAAUGUCACAGAGUACCGCACGAAGAGCGAGGCGGCCGUGGAUCUCGACGAUGCCUUCCGUAACGGGAGCCUCACUAACACGACCAUCGGAUACACGAACAACAACUUCACGGAAUACGCUGAAAUACCGCAUUACAUAAAGAUAACUUCGAUGACGUUCUGCAUAGCGAUCAUGUGUUUAGGGGUCAUUGGGAAUGUGAUGGUGCCAAUCGUUAUAUUAAAAACGAAGGACAUGCGGAAUUCGACGAAUAUAUUCCUUGUUAAUUUGAGUAUCGCUGACCUUAUGGUGUUGCUUGUCUGCACUCCCACCGUGCUGGUCGAAGUCAAUUCGAAGCCUGAAACCUGGGUUCUCGGGAAGGAGUUGUGUCUCGCGGUGCCGUUCGUGGAAUUGACCGUCACCCACGCUUCAGUACUGACGAUACUGGCCAUCAGCUUCGAGAGGUACUACGCGAUCUGCGAGCCGCUGAGAGCUGGUUACGUGUGCACGAAGACCAGGGCCACCCUCAUAUGCGGACUCGUUUGGUUCUUCGCGGCCUUAUUCACCAGCCCCAUACUCGCGAUCGCCGAUCACAAGGCCACCAGCGUCAAUGGGACCGUCGUGAAUCAAUGUCUGACCCAAGCCGGCACCGUCUGGGAGAUAACUUUCUUCGUCACAAUCAUCAUCCUCCUCUACCUCCUACCGCUGAUCAUCUUAAUCGUAUUAUACAGCAUCAUAGCCAAGAAUUUAAUAACGGCCGCUUCUAAGGUUGUCAUGAACAAAACUGUCGAUCCUUAUAACGCGAGAGCUAGGAAACAGGUCAUCCUGAUGCUGGGUACUGUUGUGCUGUGUUUCUUUCUCUGUUUGAUGCCCUACAGGGCUCUAACGCUGUGGAUCAUAAUAACACCGUCAGGCUUCGACGGUAUAAGCUCCGAGAAAUGGUACAACAUCUUGUACUUCUCGAGAGUCAUGCUCUAUAUAAAUUCGGCUAUAAAUCCUAUACUAUACAACUUGAUGUCGUCCAAAUUCAGAAUCGGCUUCUGUAAGGUGUGCAUUUGUUAUAAAAAAGAAAACGAUCUGAACAGAAGAACGCAGAGGACCAUAACGAAUGGUUCAACGACUAGCAGUAGUCUGACCAGAACUACAAACAGCCUGAAGAAAUUCUUCGGCCACAGAACGAGCGUCGAUAGAAGCGAAGCGGAAACCAACAGCAAAGACGAGGAGAGAAGCUUAUUUGACAGGAUAUUCCCAAACAGAGCGUUUUUAAGGCAGCAAUCAGCGCCGGUCUGUUCAAAUUUGAACCCUAAUCGAAUCAACAGAAUGCGAAGCGAAGGAUGCAUGGAUAUAAACAGGCCAGAUAAUAUUCAUUCCAAUUUGAAUCCUAAAGUGAUUCGAUCAGAAAUCGAUGCAGACCUACCUCGAGCUAAUUCGUUGCGCCGUAACGUACUGAUCAACACUGCGAAAGCAAAGAGCGUUGAUUCGGAAAGAAAUGUAAUGAAUUACAGUAAAAAGACCAAAGUUGAUUCCGUUGUGGCUUUUCAGAAGUCGAAGAGUGUGGAUUACGAAUUCCCAGAGAGUUUCGUUUAAAAUCCCACUAAUAUCGGAUAUGUUUAAUCUGUACAAUUAUUGUUUAUUGGUUUAAACCAGCCUUUCUCAAAGUGGGCGAUAACGCCCCCCUGUGGGCGCUGCAGGCCUAAAGCCCCCGGUAGGAGACCCAGAAAAAAAUAGGGGUGUUGUGUAGUUAGUGGCUUGGAAGGCGAUUUGUAAUUUCAUCUAGGAGGACUCUUAGACACCGACUCUACUCUCGCUGUUAUGGUUUUUUAAUAGGUGAAAAAAUGGGGGCGCUAAAAAUAAUUUAUUCUCAAAGUGGGUAGUAAACAAAAUAAGUUUGGGAAGCCCUGGUUUAAACUAAUUAUUACACGUGUAAAAACACGUAUAGGAAUGUAAAGUUCUAUGGUAGUUAUGCUACGUGAUACGGAAGACGAAAAUAUUGUGUCAAAAUCAAAAUAGGUCUUCCCAAGCGCGUUUGAAUCGUGAUGAUAUUGACGCAGAUUCAGACAGCAGAUUCACCAUCAAGUAUGGGAAAUCUCUUUGCAAAACAUCGUCUUCUCGCAUUAAAACUGUAUAAUCUUAAAACUUACGAAAUUUUACAGGAGAGUGUUUUAAAGGUUUAACAUAAUAUGAUAUUUUUAAUAUUAAUCAUCUUUGCAACAUUUACUUUUUAGUCUUUACCAGUUACAUUAUCUGUCUUUUAAAGUAUGUUAAAAUGAUGUAUUAAUUUUGUUAAUAGUAGUCAAAAUAUAGGUAAAUUAAAAAAAAAAAACUAAACUACGCUCUUUUGCCUGUAUUUAUGAGAAAAAUACUGGUGAUACCAAAUGAUUCCGCAUAUUAACUCAAUUUCGAAUAUUUUUGGAAUUUGUACACUUUUAAUGCAAAAAGACUAUAUAUGUACUCCAAAAACUAUAAGCCCAUAGAUGUCUGACGGAUUGGCUCCCCAAUAUUCGUCCGGACUCCUGCGACUUUCAAAAGAUCGUCGGUUCAUCUCGUUCGAAGCUUACCAAAGCUACGCGGUCGCCACUCGCGAGCUUUAUGGCCCCGCACGAAAUUAAGAAAACAUUAUUAAAUCAGUGCAUUUAAAAAAACGUCCAGUGUGCUUAGUGCGAGUUUUUUAACUUUUCGAUCGCGUCAAAGUUAACUCAAAUUUGUAUGGAGUUGGAACAGCGUCCCUAGCGACAAACGUAAAAAACUUGCACUAAAGUGACCUAAAACAAAGAUUAAGGAGCACUGGAAAAUUGAUAUUUGUAUUACAUACAAAAUACCAUGUGCUAUGUAUAGAUUUACGAAUUGUGACGUGUCAAAAAAAAAAGUACCAAUUAUAUGUAAUUUAAAAUAUUAAUAUUUAGAGAUGAAUUUAUACGCUAUAUGUUUUUAAGGCAAAAUUACUAGUUUUAAAUAAUCAAAAAUGUACAAUAAAGGGCACGUAAUAAUGUUUUUUUUACUCAAACGCAUGUAGCCAGCAACAGGUUUACUGCUACAAACAAAUACGGUUGACAACUUUUUUUUACUGCUCAAUACCUUUAUAGCUAAGAAUAAAUAAUUAUUUUACGUGAUAAAGCCACGAAUAAACGAACACAAAAGAAUUUAUCUGACAUUAUCAAACGUCGGUAGGCAGCGGCUUGGCUCUGCCCCUGGCAUUGCUGAAGUCCAUGGGCGACGGUAACCACUCACCAUCAGGUGGGCCGUAUGCUCGUCUGCCUACAAGGGUAAUAAAUAUAUAUAUAUAUUGGAUUUCAUUAAAUUGCAUGCGGAGAAAAUCCUUUUAAAUAUUGUUUACCAAAACCAAAUUACAAAUAGAACAAUAACAGAUGAUCAAUUUAUGAAGACGCAUAAUGAUUAUUUCGAGGAUUGAAAGGCUUUGGUUUAUGCGACAUUUUUACAAAUUAACAGUUUAAAAUUUGGAAAAAAUAUCAUUACAAAAAAACUUCUUCAGCUGUCUGAAUGGGGUAAAUUUAAUUGAAGUUAAUUUAUAAAGAUCAAAUUGUUGAUACUAAUAUCAUUAAACGGACCUUUAAUCUAUAUCUAUAUAUAUAAAAAUGAAUUGCUGUUCGUUAGUCUCGCUAAAACUCGAGAACGGCUGGACCGAUUUGGUUAAUUUUGGUCUUGAAUUAUUCGUGGAAGUCCAGAGAAGGUUUAAAAGUUUAAAGUAGAUAAAUAUGAAAAUGCUCGUAAUUAAAUAAAAAUAACAAUUUUGUUUUUCCUUUGAUGCGUCCCUCGUUGGACGGAUUCCUUUUGUUUGUUUUAUGUUUAUUUAAAAGUUUGGGUCUUUUAUUUAUCGAUUAAGGCACUACGAAGUCUGCCGGGUCAGCUAGUUACAAAUAUAAAUGUCGCGUAUUAAUCGAAAUGUAGCUUAAAACAAAUGGCUUUUCACCCCUCGAUUUAAUGAUAGUACAACUUGAAGAUUUUGAGGAUAUCCGCGUCACAUUAUUGAUAUUCAAGCUUGUGAAUCGAAAGAUAAUAUCAUAGGUGGAUGCGUCUACAACUUAUAGACGGAUGCGUCCUUAUAAUUCGACCUCAUUUCUCAAAGCAACUUUCACCCUGCGUUUUCCCUAAUUGUCCACAAGCAAUGUCAUCUAUGGCUCUCAAUAACAUUGAUUUUCAUUUGUUAUAUUUGAAGCAGACUGUUGUUUUAGUAAUAGGUUGAUAUAAAUUCAUUAUUGUCCAUCAUAAUCGUUGUUGUAUAGUGAAUUAUUUAAUUUUAUACUAAAUAAGACUAGAUUAAUAGUUUGAUGCGAAUUUAAAUUAAAAAGGUAUACCUGUGGGUUAAUUCAAUUGAAAAGUUAUCGAGGUGCGAUGUGAUAAUUUUGCUUGACCUCUAAUUAUAUUAUACAGAAAGAGGUAAUUGAUUUGUGGAAUUAAUUUAUUUUAAAGUGACUUAUACGUAUUAUUUAAUUUAGCGUAAGUUUUAAUGUAUAUAAAUUUUAUUUUCUUGUUGUGAUGGUAGAUAAUAGUCGUUCGUUUUAAAAAUUACAAGACGUGAAUUAUAAAUAAAUUAUGUGAAAUUAAGUGCCAAA